Malaclemys terrapin pileata is the source of this 1232-nucleotide messenger RNA. RefSeq names its product CEBPZ opposite strand (gene CEBPZOS). The transcript is spliced from 5 exons. The coding region runs from base 188 to 418 and encodes 76 amino acids. The record is from RefSeq and is a predicted model, not a curated record. NCBI's taxonomy places the organism in Eukaryota, Metazoa, Chordata, Testudines, Emydidae.
CGGCCGCAGCGGGUGAACGGUGGGGUGACCGUAAUGGGUCCUCAGGUUAUUAUGCGGAAGUAGAAUCUGUUUUCUGCUUCCGGGUCGCUCUGUUUACUGCUGCAGUUGGAACGAGCGAGCUAGUCGGGGCCGCGAGUACAAGGGGCGAGGCUUGGAAACCGCCGGAGGUUCAACAUUGCAGUUAGGCAUGGAACCUGUUGCAAGAAAGAUCUUGAAAGGAGUUUUACUUUUGGAAAUGGCUGCAGUUGCUGGAGCAUAUUCACUAUUUUACAGAAUGGACACAAAUCAAGAUUUUAGGCAUACAAUGAACAGGAGAUUUCCAUCCAUUCUGGAAGUUUAUUACAAAAGCAAUGAAUGGUCUGGAGUUUAUGGAAAAAGGGAGGAGGACCAACUGAAAUGGCUAAGCAGCAAAAGUUAGAAGCCUUUGUGUUUGAACUGUUUUUUCUUCUUGAUAAUAUUUUUCACAUCUCUGUUGUGAAGCCAAUUGUCACGCUCUGCUUCCCACCUGAGCUGUUUGACACCUACAAGGGAAGAAGAGGGGAUAACUUAUGUAUCCUUUGAACAUAGUUUGGUAUUUGAAUAAAUGAUAAAUUCAUAAAACACCAAUCAAGUGUGAAUUAUUGGAUUUUUCACCUCAGAAGAAAUUUUUCCAUUAUGCAAAAACUAUUCUACCUGGAACCUUUUGGGCCUGUUGCAAAGGCACAAAUUUUAGAAUUGCUUUCAUGUAUCCUGUGUUAUAGUUUGCAUUAAUACUAUUGUUUAAGUAGAAAUACUCAGUGUCUAGGAUAAGAGAAAUUUUUUUUAGGCUAGAGAAAUGAUGUAAAGAAUUAAUACAAAGCCUUAAUUAUACUCAACACAACAGGUUUUAUCUAUUUGAUAUCUACUUUUCAAAGUGGGAUUAUACAGAUUUAGAUUUGUGGGGAAAAAACUGUUUUUGCUCCAUAUACACCAAAGCUGGGGAGUGGUGUAUUUGGCUAAACCUUGGUUACAUCAGUUUUUAUACUGGGGAGAAAGUUAAAUGCUUCUAGAAAUUUACAACCAGUUAAGCUAUGUAAUUUAGAAUUAGGUAUUUAAUGAUGCAAGUCAAAAGCUGCACAUUAUUUUGCAAAAUGCUUGCAAGUACUAUGAUUAAGAAUACAAUUAAAUGUAGACGAGGAUGAGAGUCCUUAACAACAAGUACUGUUGUAUUAUACAUCAUGUACCUACAUAAAAUAAAUUAAGGUUAUACUGGA